Messenger RNA from Fusarium sp. VM40, 1362 nucleotides. The record is from the annotation of a GenBank genome assembly. NCBI's taxonomy places the organism in Eukaryota, Fungi, Ascomycota, Sordariomycetes, Hypocreales, Nectriaceae.
AUGUCAACCACCACCGCCGUCCAGCUCGAAGCCUUUGGCAACGGCAUCCACGAGCCCCACGCCUCAAUUCUACGUCCAAGAGCUGGCCUUGCGGAUACUACCUCAAUUCACCAAAAUGAAGACCCUGCUCUUGAAGAAUCACGUAUCGCUGAUAGUACCGUUCCUGAUGGCGGCUAUGGCUGGGUCGUGAUUAUCGCCUGCGCUGUUGUGGCCUGGUGGGUUAUUGGACUCAGCUACGUCUGGGGCGUGUACCAAAGCGCUCUCGUUGAGCGAAAUGUUGGAUCACCUCUUGCAUUGUCCUUCUGCGGGUCUCUAUCGCCUGCGCUGAUGGCUACUGUUGGAAUGCUGGUGUCACGAAUGCUGCGCUCGUUUGGCACGCGCAAGCUUAGCUUUGCUGGCAUCAUCCUCAUGGCGCUUUCUCUCAUCGGCGCAAGCUUCGUCACAGAUCAUCUCAUUGGACUUGUCUUUCUCCCUGGAGUUCCGUUGGGUCUUGGUAUGAGUGGGUGUUUCAUGUCCUUCUCUGUUGUGCCGGCGCAGUACUUCAAGAAGAAGAGAGGCCUUGCCAACGGUAUAGUGUAUGCCGGUGGUGGUUUUGGAGGUGCAAUCAUGAGUAUUGCUACAAACUCUCUUAUCGAAAAGUAUAGCGUGGAGUGGGCUUUUCGAAUCACGGGGCUGUUGAUUGCUGCAACUGGUCUCCCUGCGGCGAUGCUGAUCAAGGAGAGAACUCCCCUCACGUCAACUGGGAUUGUUGAUUGGAAGUUAUUCCGCCAGGCUAAUUUUGCUCUUUUGUUCUUUGCUGCCGGUAUUGGAAUCUUCCCUCUUCUUGUCCCGCCCUACUUCCUCCCUCUCUACUCCCGCUCCAUGGGUCUCAGCACAGGAACAGGUGCUGGGCUACUAGCAGGAUUUAGUUUCUCUUCUGCCGUGGGACGAAUCAUGAGCGGCUAUCUCUGCGAUAUUCUCGGACCGGUGAACACACUUGGUGUCUUCUUUCUCGGCAACUCGCUCACGAUGCUUGCUCUCUGGCCUGCUUCAACAACUCUUGCACCGUUGGCUGUCUUUGCAGUUCUGAACGGCUUGAUGAACGGUGGUUUCUUCUCGUCUAUGCCGACUGUUGUGGGCAAUGUAUUUGGUUCCGUGCGUGUGUCGACGGCCAUGGGAAUGAUGAUUGCUGGCUGGGUCACUGGGUAUCUCUUUGGAUCUCCCAUCGCUGGAUCUCUGCUCCAAUCGCAUGGAGGCGCAGAUGAAGGACUGGGCGCAUAUAGGCCGGCCAUGUUUUACGCUGGAUCGAUGUCGGCGAUUGCGACUAUUCUCACUGUGGUAUUGCGGUUAAGGAUUAGCAAGAAGUUCAUAGCAAAAGUCUAG